AUGGGCUGGUUCGACGAUGAUUCAUCUCAGGCCGAGGCCCACGACGUGGUUACGCAACGCCCUCACGAGGCCAAGUGGUCCCACGAACUCCUCGGCGGUGCGGCCGCGUUUGAGGCGGCCAAGGCGUAUGAGGACCACGUAGCGAAAAACGGCCAGCCGGACAGCCACGCCAAGGCCAAGGAGAUCGUGGCAGGCUUCAUCGGGGCCUUUGUCGACCGCGAGGUGGAGACCAAGGGGCUCGACUACAUUGACAGCGAGAAGGCCAAGCACCACGCGCGGCAGCAGGCCGAAGAGCAGCUGAACCAGGACUGGUAG
This is a messenger RNA of Hirsutella rhossiliensis, 315 nucleotides long. RefSeq lists its product as uncharacterized. The transcript has 3 exons. Lineage: Eukaryota; Fungi; Ascomycota; Sordariomycetes; Hypocreales; Ophiocordycipitaceae. The record is from RefSeq and is a predicted model, not a curated record. Bases 1 to 315 code for a protein of 104 amino acids.